Messenger RNA from Polistes canadensis, 3059 nucleotides. RefSeq names its product coiled-coil and C2 domain-containing protein 1-like (gene l(2)gd1). Bases 158 to 2635 code for a protein of 825 amino acids. Gene Ontology annotation, cellular component: nucleus. The record is from RefSeq and is a predicted model, not a curated record. NCBI's taxonomy places the organism in Eukaryota, Metazoa, Arthropoda, Insecta, Hymenoptera, Vespidae. Gene Ontology annotation, biological process: regulation of transcription by RNA polymerase II. Gene Ontology annotation, molecular function: DNA-binding transcription repressor activity, RNA polymerase II-specific; RNA polymerase II cis-regulatory region sequence-specific DNA binding. The transcript is spliced from 11 exons.
AGUUAUAGUGACUUUAUUGCAUGAACACGGAUGACAGGUGCAACAAAUAUUUUUGUAUUGUUAUCAUUGAUACAAGUACGAUCAUUGAUAAUUUAGUGAUUUGUCGACGGAUUUCUACUUUUGUCAGUAUUUUUCUUAUUUAGAGGAAUAUUUCAAUAUGUUUGGUAAAAAGAAAGAGCCAAAGAGGCAAUCCAGGUCUGGAAAUCUUGAACAGUAUGGAAUAUUCCAAGUACCUGAUCAUUUUGACGACCUUGGAGCUUCUGUAGAAGAUGAAGAUGACGAAGAUUUGGAAGCAGAAUUGGCUGCCUUAACAAAUAACAGUAAUGUAAUGCGAAAACAAAAGCCUAAAAUUCAGAGGGUAGAUUCAUCCGAACUAAACGCAAUGGUAUCUGAAAGUAUAAAAGAUAUAGAUGAGGAUGUAUCCGAUGGGGAAGAUGAUCCAGAUUUAUUGGAAGAACUCAAUAUGAUUACCAAGAAUGAGGCUACUUUGUCGGACGAAGAAGUACAUCCUGAAGAAGAAAUUUCUGAAAAUAAUCUUGACAAGGCAAAUGAUAGUCCUAUAGACGAUAAAUUACAAUUACUGCAAGAUAGACUAACUCUUUAUCAAAAAGCUGAGAAGAAAGCAAAACAACAAAAUGAAACUAGUAAAGCUAGGAGAUUUGGUAGAGGAGUUAAGACGUUGCAACAGCUUUUAAAGGACGCUCAGUCAGGUAUUGCUAUAAAUGAAGCUGAUGUUCCACCUCCUUUACCUCCUUCAGCUACUUCUGAAUCCACAGAACAACCUACAGACAACGAUGUAUCCUCUAAAAUGCCAGAAGAGAAUCCUUCCCCGCCUAGUCUUGAACAUGAUGCCGAUUCAGAAUCUGCUCCAGCUGAACCAGCUGCUCCAGUUGUUCAAAUCGAUCAGGAAGCAUUAACUUUGUUAAAGAAACGACAGCAGGAAUAUAAGGUUGCUGCACUUGCAUGGAAAAAAGCUGGUAAUAUGCAAGAGGCUAUGCAAUAUGUAAAAAUUGCUAAACAAUUUGAUAUAGUUGUUGCGGCAAUUAAUGCUGGAGAAGCGAUUGAUUUAUCCGAUAUGCCACCUACGCCAAUUGGGCCUUCUGCAUCAGCUGUAGAUCCUGCAUCACGAUCGGUUGAAAAAGAAGACGUAGAAAUUCAACAACAUGCCGAACCAGAUACACCGGCUGCAAAUAAAAUGGAUGAUGGGGUAUUGGAACAAAGAUAUGGAAUAGAAGAUAUAGAAAGCGCUCUCAAAGAGCGUCUUGAAGUAUACAAACGAACGAAAGCAGCAGCAGAAACCGAAGGAAAUUCUUCUAAAGCUCGAAGAUAUGGUCGUAUUUGCAAGCAGUUCGAGGAAGCACUUAAAAAUCACGCACGCGGAAGACCCGUGCCUCUAGAUGAACUUCCUACUCCACCAGGAUUUUCACCACUUUCUACAAGUACUCAGUCUGCUGGUGUGCCUGUGACAGAAGGAGAGAAAGAAGAUGACAAAUCUAAAUUAGAAUCUAAUUCGGAAGGAACAUCCGGAAUAGGUGUGCCAAGUCCACCUCCGAGAAGAAAUCAAGUAGUAAAUAAAAAUCAAAAGCACGCUACUACACGGGCAGAUAAACAGAUGAUACAGUUGCAGCAACGUCAACACGAAUUAAAACAGGCCGCGUUAAAAGCUAAAAAAGAUGGAGAUUUAGAAUUGGCGCGCGAUUAUUUAAGACAAGCGAAAGGAAUACAGCCAUUGAUUCAAGCUAGUAUAGCUGGUUUACCAGUUGAUAUGAAUUCUAUACCUUUGUCACCGGUUGCUAAAAUGGAACUUAGUGCGCACGGUUUAACGGGUCAAACAGAUGAAAAUUUUCAAUUGGUCAAUAGCGAAGACUGUUUGGAGGAAUCUGGUGGAAGCGAUGAACAAAUUUACGAUAACUUGGAGAAUCAAUUAAUUAAACAAAUAAAAUGGUGCCUUUCUACGAGAGAUCAUUCGAAACAAUUGGGAGACGUUCCGGGAUAUAACAGAUGGGAACGACUCGCCCUAGGAUAUACCCGAGAUUUGGAUAUGUUACGCGUUAGAAGACGCGAUUCCUUACCGCCUCCGUUGCAUCAUUAUGAAACUAAAACUUAUGCGAUAGUUCAGAGUUGUACAGACUUGAACGAUAGCGAUAUUGAGAUAUCGAUAAUCAGAGGUAUCAAUUACGCACGGGAAGCAGAUACUUAUGUUAUGUUUGAGUUUCCUUAUCCUUCGGACAAUCCCCCUGCAGAUAGAACAUCGACGAUUAAAGGUACUUGCAAUCCAGAGUACCAAGCUGUCUUCCCAAUAACAGGAAUCUUAGAUCGCACCUCACGACAAUGCCAACGGUCAUUCAAACGACAUGCUCUCAAGUGUCAAGUAUGGGCAAAAGGAUGCUCGCUGAACCCCAUCCUGUGUUGCACUCAUCCAAGAGGAUUUUUCAGAAGCGAUAGUUUGCUGGGUACCGUGACAGUAAAAUUGCAUCCGCUCGAGAUGAAAUGCAUUUUACAUGAUUCGUUUCCAUUAAUGGAAGGGAGGAAGCCAACAGGAGGAAAGCUCGAGUUGAAGAUACGUCUUAGAAAUCCGAUUCUCGCCAAACAGAUAGAACAAAUCACCGACAAAUGGUUGAUCCUCGAUAAUUGAUGCACUUACGUUUGUUUUUUUUUCUCCAAAGAAACCUAAAAAUACUACUCGUAUGUAAUUUGGCAAAAUACGUCCUGUAUUUCUUUCACAAAAAUGUUUUAGAACAUGACUUUCUUAGCCAACGAUAUUAUUUAUCUCGCAAGCGAACAUGUAAAUGUGUAAUUAAUCGAUUAUCUAUCCUAGUAGUUAGGAAUAAUAUAUAGAGAAAGGGAGAAAGAGAAUCAAUUAUAAAGAUUUUUCUAUCUUUGCGCGAGCUUUCGUAUUCGCCUAAUUCUUUUACGCAGCUAAUCGUAUUUUUAUGUGCGAUAGGGAGGAGAAAACAGAGACAGAGUACCAUAUUUGUAUCAUAUUUUAAUUAUCAUAAGCCACUCUCGUAUCUCUUGUAGAAAUAGAUAAGAUUAAAAUUGAAUAAACAAUUUUAUAA